Messenger RNA from Priapulus caudatus, 2003 nucleotides. RefSeq names its product actin-related protein 2/3 complex subunit 1A-like. Lineage: Eukaryota; Metazoa; Priapulida; Priapulimorpha; Priapulimorphida; Priapulidae. The record is from RefSeq and is a predicted model, not a curated record. Gene Ontology annotation, molecular function: actin filament binding. Gene Ontology annotation, cellular component: Arp2/3 protein complex; actin cytoskeleton. Gene Ontology annotation, biological process: Arp2/3 complex-mediated actin nucleation.
AGUUGGCGAUGAGCCCCAACUCGUCCGAAGUGCACGUGUAUCGCUGGAAAGAUGGAAAGUGGGAUUUGUACGAUGUACUGACUGAGCAUGAGCAGAGAGUCACGAGCAUUGACUGGGCUCACAGUAGCAACAGGCUCGUCACCUGUGGAGCUGAUCGGAAUGCCUAUGUGUGGUCCUUCAAUGGCAGCAAGUGGAAGCCUACACUUGUAAUUCUGAGAAUCAACAGGGCUGCAACUUGUGUGAAAUGGUCACCCCUGGAGAACAAGUUUGCGGUGGGCAGCGGUGCUCGGCUGAUUUCUGUCUGCUACUUUGAGCAGGAGAACGACUGGUGGGUGAGCAAACACAUUAAGAAGCCCAUCCGCUCCACCGUGACCAGCAUUGAUUGGCAUCCUAACAACGUGCUGAUUGCGGCUGGUUCCUCGGAUUUCAAAGCCAGGGUGUUCUCCGGUUACAUUAAGGAGGUAGAUGAGAAGCCAUCCAGCACACCUUGGGGCAAGAAGAUGACACUUGGCAACAUGAUGGCUGAAUUCUCUAAUGGAGGAGGCGGCUGGGCUCACUGCGUAAGCUUCUCAGCAAGUGGCAACAAGCUGGCCUGGGUCGGCCAUGACAGCAGCAUCAGCGUCGUCGAUGCCGCCAACGAUAUGGCGAUAUCGACCAUCAAAACCGAUAAUCUACCUUACAUGACCUGUCAGUGGGUUACCGAGUACAGCAUCGUCGUGGCUGGCCACGACUGCCUGCCGUUUGUCUUCUGCCACGACGAGGGGAAGCUCAGCUUUGUCGAGAGGAUGGACGUGAAGACGGAGAAGGCGGCGAGCAAGUUCAGUGCCAAGGCCAUCUUUCAGAGCAUGGACAGACACGGCGAACGCGAGGGCACGGGAGUCGAGUGCGACACGCUGCACCAGAACGCGAUCAAACAGGUCACAAUCCACACUGGGACCAAGGCUGGGGCUAGUAAAAUUUCUACUUGCGGCGUGGAUGGUCAGGUCAUUAUUUGGGAUUUCAAGACACUGGAAUCCAGAAUUGCCAACCUGAGGAUCGUGUAAGGCGAGGCACAUACCUGGCUUCUGAUGAGAGCUCUCCUAAAUGCAUGAUGGUGCAGCUUAGCCUGCACUGGGCAGCGAAGGGAUUCUUGUUACCUCGGUAACAGGGUAAAAAAUACACGGGAGCGAUGAGCAAUUCGCUCUUCAAACCUCUGAAAUCGCUUCCGUGAGGCUCAAAAUAGCUCCCGUAAAAUGUUUGACGAGAGCUAUUUUCCCCACAGACUUGAAAAAGUGAUUUUUUUCCCCUGCUCGGUAAUUAAAACAAAUUUUAUAAAAUACUGUCAGUCAAUUAAAAUGGUAUGCAGCAUGCUGUCAGAUCAUGUGUUGAUUUCUAAAUAAUUGGAUUCUUCUAAAUUUUUCAUCGAAUAAGUGAAUGAUGGUAAAACAAUGGUUCAUGCUUAAUUGUAAAACCUUGUUUUGAAUUGCUGCUACAGUUUUCAUUAAAGAUUCAAUUAGGAUACAUGAUUCUACAGCUUCCACAGGCACACUUGAGGUUUCAUAAUUAAAUAAAAUUAUGCUAGCUGUGCUCGUCAUCUUGGUGUCUAAAUUGGCUCUGGUUUUGUGGACAUUGAAUCGGCUGACCGCAUGGUAUCAUUGUGCGGGGCUGUUCAUGGAUAAAUUUCCAAGCGAUAGAAAUCUAGUGAGUCUAUGCUGGGUUUCAGCUAUAGUCUCCAGCCAGGUUGGUAUGCAAUUAUAUGUCAGUGGAAUAAUAUGCAAUAUUAUCUAGAGUACAUUAACACCACUGCUAACUGCUGGUAAUGUACUCGUAAUAUUACUGUAUUGCUUUGAUAAGUUCCUUGUCUAUGUAGUUCAUAUUUUGGCAAAUAAUUGCUGGAUCAUGGAUUACAACAAUUUAUGUUUUCUCACAAAAUAAAUUUCAGCAUUAACUAUACAAUAUAUUCCGUUUUUGUAUGCGUAAGUUUUUAAUGUAAUAAAUGACCUGCUAUCAGUCAUGCAAAUCAU